AUGGACGUUCAUGAGCAUGGAGUUUGUGUGGACAAGAAUAGUCGGGUUGUUCAAUGCAAUUACUGUGAGAAGAAAAUGACUACCUUUUAUCAUCUGAAACGUCACUUGGGUGGUGUAGGUGGAGAUGUAGCUCCCUGUGAACAAGUUAAAGAUUUUAUCAGAGAUACGUUUCGAAAGAUGGUUACAGAGGAAACUUGUGGUGUUAAUGGUGGAAGAAGCAAAAGUGUUUCUCCUGAGAAUGAUGAUAAACAUGAUUUGUUUGACAACAAAGGCCAAAACUGCAUUGGUCUUAAGAUCCCUGAUUCUCGUGAUUUAAAUGGAUGGAUGCUUCAAGAAGCCUUGAAGGAUGUGCAAGAUCAUGUGAAGAAGGUUAAAGAUUCGUGGGAGGUCACAGGUUGCAGCAUUUUGUUGGAUGCUUGGGUUGAUCAGGGAGGUCGUGAUCUGGUUGCUUUUGUUGCGGAUUGUCCAGGUGGUCCUGUGUAUCUGAAAUCUUUUGAUGUCUCAGAUAUAAAGAGCGAUAGCAAUGCCUUGAUAUCGCUAGUAGAUGGACUUAUCGAUGAAGUUGGAAUGCAUAACGUGAUUCAGAUUAUUGCGUGUUCAGCUUCUGGUUGGGUUGGUGAAUUAGGCAAGCAUUUUGCAGGUAACAGGAAGGGAAUUUUCUGGUCUGUGAGUGUUUCUCACUGCUUUGAGCUUAUGCUUGUGAAGAUUGGGAAAAUGUAUUUCAUUGGAGACAUUGUUGACAAGAUCAGUAAGAUUACAGAGUUUAUCAACAACAAUAAGAUUACUGAGUUCAUCAAAGCUCACAGUCAUGGAGUAGACAUGACUGUUUUCUCCUCCGAGUUUGAGUUUGUUUCGCCAUAUCUAACUCUAGAGAGUGUUUUCAAGUCGAAGAACGAAUUGGCAGAGAUGUUUGCUUCACCUGAUUUGAACAAAGAAGAAGACAUAACAAUAUCCAAAUUGGUGAAGGAUUCCUCAUUUUGGGAAACUGUUGAGAGAGUUGUGAAAUGCACAUCGCUUCUGAUUCGCGGUCUACACUUGUUUAUCACCACCAACAAUCAGCAUGUCGGAUAUAUCUAUGACACUAUGGACAGCAUAAAGGAGAGUAUCGCGGGAGAAUUCAAUGGCAAUAAGUUAUGUUACAUGCCAUUAUGGGAUGUGAUAGACGAUGUAUGGAACGAGCACCUUCACAUUCCUCUUCAUGCUGCCGGUUACUUUCUUAACCCGACAGCCUUCUACUCGAGUGAUUUCCUUCUUGAUCCAGAAGUUGCCACCUGCGUUACCGCCUCUCUGGUUCAUUUGGUAAAAGAAUGUCCUAUUCAACUUAAAGUUGCUUCACAGCUUGAUAUGUACAGACUCGGUCAAGAUUGCUUCAACGAGGCCAGUCAAGCUGAUCAGAUCUCUGGAGUUUCUCCAGCUGAGUGGUGGUCUCAGAAAGCGAACGAGUACCCGGAACUGCAGAGUUUCGCAGUUAAAAUUCUGAGCCAAACAUGUGAAGGUGCUUCAAGGUAUAAGCUGAAGAGAAGUUUUGCAGAGAAACUACUGUUCACUGAAGAAAUGAGCCAUUAUGAACAAUAUCAUCUUGAAGAGUUGGCAUUUGUCCACUACAAUCUCCAUCUGCAAAGCUACAAAGCCAAAGUAAAGGAAGAACAUUGA
Molecule: messenger RNA, 1653 nt
Organism: Arabis nemorensis
Lineage: Eukaryota; Viridiplantae; Streptophyta; Magnoliopsida; Brassicales; Brassicaceae
Source: the annotation of a GenBank genome assembly